This is a messenger RNA of Tilletiopsis washingtonensis, 1852 nucleotides long. RefSeq names its product putative malate synthase, glyoxysomal. Gene Ontology annotation, biological process: glyoxylate cycle. The transcript is spliced from 3 exons. Gene Ontology annotation, molecular function: malate synthase activity. Gene Ontology annotation, cellular component: cytoplasm; peroxisomal matrix. NCBI's taxonomy places the organism in Eukaryota, Fungi, Basidiomycota, Exobasidiomycetes, Entylomatales. The record is from RefSeq and is a predicted model, not a curated record. Bases 119 to 1717 code for a protein of 532 amino acids.
CACACCACCCCUCGCGCACUCGCACUCGCACUCACCCCAAGUCAGCUGCCCUCGCCCGUAGCUGUCCUUCACGCCUCGCACGCACACGCCCAUCCGCACCCGCCUCCAUUCGCCCAGCAUGUCGCAGGUCGAGGGCGUCCGCAUCACCGGCCGCAUCGAGCCGGAGCAGCAGAAGAUUCUCUCGCCCGAGGCAUGCAAGUUCCUCGCGCUGCUGCACCGCUCCUUCGACGAGCGCCGCCACAAGCUGCUCAACAACCGCGUGCUGCGCCAGACGCAGUUCGACGCCGGCGCCCUGCCCAACUUCCUCCCCGAGACGGCCGACAUUCGCGCCGACCGCACCUGGCGCUGCGCUCCGCCGGCGCCCGGCCUGCGCGACCGCCGCGUCGAGAUCACGGGCCCCGUCGACCGCAAGAUGGUCAUCAAUGCGCUGAACAGCGGCGCAUACACGUUCAUGGCCGACUUUGAGGACGCCACGUCGCCGACGUGGGCCAACAUGCUCGACGGCCAGGUCAACAUGAACCUCGCGGUGACGCGGCAGAUCGACUUCAAGCAGAGCAACGGCAAGGAGUACAAGCUGGCGCCGCUCGGCAAGACGGCGACGCUCAUUGUGCGUCCGCGCGGCUGGCACCUCAACGAGGAGCACUUCCUCGUCGACGGCAAGCCCAUCUCGGGCUCGCUCUUCGACUUCGGCCUCCACUUCUUCCACAACGCCCACGCCCUCGUGCAGAGCGGCUACGGGCCGUACUUCUACCUGCCCAAGAUGGAGUCGCACCUCGAGGCACGCAUGUGGAACGACGUCUUCUGCCUGGCGCAGGACUACAUCAAGAUGCCGCGCGGCACGAUCCGCGGCACCGUGCUCAUCGAGACGAUCACCGCCGCGUUCGAGAUGGACGAGAUUCUCUUUGAGCUGCGCGACCACUCGUCGGGCCUCAACUGCGGCCGCUGGGACUACAUUUUCUCGUUCAUCAAGCGCCAGCGCUACAACAAGGGCGCCGUGCUGCCGGACCGCGCCGACGUGACGAUGACGGCGCCGUUCAUGAACGCGUACGUCGACCUGCUCAUCCAGACGUGCCACAAGCGCCAGGUGGCGGCGAUUGGCGGCAUGGCCGCGACGAUUCCCAUCAAGGACGACAAGGCGCGCAACGACGCCGCCAUGGACAAGGUGCGCGCCGACAAGCUGCGCGAGGUGACAAAGGGCCACGACGGCACGUGGGUGGCGCACCCGGCGCUGGUGCAGAUUGCGCUCGAGGUGUUCGACAAGCACAUGAUCGGGCCGAACAGCUACCACAUGCGGCGCGAGGAGGUCAACAUUGGCGCGCUCGACCUGCUCAACUCGACGGUGCAGGGCAAGAUUACCGUCGGCGGCGUCAAGCAGAACUGCGAGGCGCUGCUCGUGUACUGCCAGUCGUGGCUCGAGGGCCUGGGCUGCAAGGCCGUCAACUACUCGAUGGAGGACGCGGCGACGGGCGAGGUGUCGCGCUACCUGCUCUGGAGCUGGAUCUACCACGGCAAGUCGACCGACGACGGCACGCAGAUCACCGCCGCCUACGUCGACAAGGUGCUCGACGCGGAGGCGUCGAAGCUGCAGAAGAACAAGGCCCUCGAGACGUCGCUGCAGUACAUCAAGAACGACCUGCGCCAGAAGGCACCGUCCGAGUUCCUCACCUCGAGCCUCUACGCCCACCUGCCGCACGACCGCGCGCCCGCCAAGAUCUAGGCCGCUCUCCGUCCCGGCAGCGUCUCGAUCUCCCUCUCUACUCUAGCUCGAUCUCGCUUUGUGUCCCGAUAUUCCAGGCCUUGUCUCUUGUCUGUCUCUCUUCUCCCGCGACGCGCAAUCAAACAAUCGACACCC